GUGACUCCUUUGGGCAUCCUCGUGGAAGCCAUACGUGAAGACCGACCGGCUCCGAAGGACGCCAGAUCCCGCAGAAAGGCGUACGUGGUCCUCAACUGGGACGACGGCCGCGCUUUUCAACUGCGCACUUUCAGACCGAAGCGUUUUAGGUCGAUAGUUGUUGGUCGUUUUUUUUUACGCUUUUUGUGAUGUUAUCCGUUCCAAAGUCUUGCGUGGUACUUUUAUUCCGUCAUUUGCUUUCAUUUAUUUCCUCCCUACCGACCCAACCUUUCACGAAUCUUUACCGUAAAUGGUGAGCAGCUGUAUCCAUUCAGCGACAGCGAGCAUCAGUGUCAGCCAUUCCUCGCUGCUUGAUCGGUCACUCUGACCUCAUGACCCUACGUCCUGCAUAGUAACCUCACCGUGACCUUGCCGUGACCUGCAGCGGCCGAGAGUCUCCUCGGCUCUGCCCGUCGCGCCCCGCCCACCGGAUACUGGGGGGCGGCGCGUGCGCCGGCCGGCGUCGGCGCCGGCGGCGGCCGGCCGGCCAGACGCGCUGUCAGGUCUGCGGCGAGGACGUGCCCCGCCGUCCCGGUCAGCCCGUGCCGACCUGAGGCCAGUCGUCAGCGCGCGGUCGUGCCGCUGCUUCCUCCUGCCGACCCGCUGUAUCACACGGCGGCCGGCCAAGAGUGAAUGGAAAGAAGAAAGGUCGUGGACAGAAGAAGAGGCCAACAAUUCCCGUCACGCAAAAGCUCGAAGCAUUCGGUGCUGCUGAAGCCGACAAGAUGAGUCCGUCGACGAAGCCGACCCGGUACGCUGCCCAGGCCUGGAUCAAGGAGAACCUGCUCCUGAUCGCUACCAUCUCCGGCGUGCUCAUGGGCGUCGUUCUCGGCGUUUCCAUCAAGCCGUACCAGCCGAGCGAGACGGCCCGACUGCUGAUCGCCUACCCGGGCGAGCUGUUCAUGCGGCUGCUGAAGCUGAUGAUAGUGCCGCUGGUGAUCGCCAGUCUGGUCACAGGUUCGGCCAGUCUGAACGCCCGCAUGAACGGCAAGAUCGCGAUGCGCACCGUCAUCUACUUCGUGCUGACGUCUCUGCUGAACGCCGUACUGGGCAUUCUGCUGGUGGUCGCCAUCCAUCCUGGCGAUCCGACCAUGCGCAACGCCAUCGAGCAGAGCGACCAGAGCCGCCGCGCCACCAUCAUGGACGGCCUGUUGGACCUCGGCAGAAACGUCUUCCCAGACAAUCUGUUCCAAGCCUCUUUCGAGCAGACGCAGACCAUCUACAAGCCAGUGGCCAGCGCCGAGAACGUGACGGAGCAGCUGAUGAAGCGCUCGGUCGAGUACCGGCCCGGCACCAACACGCUCGGCAUCAUCUUCUUCUGCAUCGUCUUCGGCACCGUGCUGGGAACACUCGGCGAGAAGGCGCGCGUUGUCAUCCAGUUCUUCGCCGUCGUCGACGAGGUCAUCAUGCGCAUGGUGUCGGGGAUCAUGUGGUGCUCGCCGCUGGGUAUCGCCUCCAUCAUCUGCGGCAAGAUCCUGGCCGUGCCGAAACUGGGCAUCAUCAUGGAGCAGCUGGGCCUCUUCAUCGUCACCGUGGUGGUCGGCGUGCUCAUCUACCAGCUCAUCAUCAUGCAGCUGCUCUACCUGGCCAUCGUCAGACGCAACCCGUGGCCCUUCUUCUGGCACAUGCGCGAGGCGUGGCUCACCGUCUUCGCUACGGCUUCCACCGCGGCCACGCUACCCAUCUCGCUGAAAUGCGUCGAGGACAAGGCUAAGGUGGACCGCCGGGUGAGUCGGUUUGUUCUGCCCAUCGGCGCCACGGUCAACAUGGACGGCACGGCGCUGUUCGUCUCGGUCGCCUCCAUCUUCAUCGCCCAGAUGAACAACAUGUCGCUCGACGUCGGCAACCUCGUCACCGUGGCUCUGACGGCCACCGCAGCCAGCGUGGCGUCGGCCAGCGUGCCCUCUGCAGCCCUGGUGCUGAUGGUGAUCGUGCUGCAGGCCAUCGAGGCGCCCAUCCCGGACGUCAGCCUCCUGUUCGCCGUCGACUGGCUCGUCGACCGGUUCCGUUCGACCAACAACUGUCUGGGCGACUGUUACACGGCGGCCAUUGUGGCUCACCUGAGCCGCUCCGAGCUGAGCGACCUGCGCUCUGACACCACCAGCGACGCGCCCGACGCCGUCUCCAUCGAGGACGGCGAAAAGAGCCCCCUGCCGACCAAGAGCGCCGCUGCCGCCCGCGAUACCAAGGUGGAGGUGAUGUCUGAGAAGCCGAACGGCGGCGCCCCGCUGGCAAACCACUCUGACAUGUGAACGGGUGCCGCGCCGUAGUUCAGCUCCUGCCGCCGCGGCGUGCUCGCUUUCUGUAACUCGGCUCUCGUUGUGUAGUCGUGCGAUGUCGCUAUCAGGCGCUCUGGGCCAGCCCUCGGACCGGGCAGGUCGGGCGAGUAGGGAGGAGCCGAUUUCUGUGAUGAGAAGCGCUGACGCGCCGUAUAGCUGUACUUCCCUCGGCGUGGCCGCAGCCCGCUGAUCAUGUGCUUCUGUGUUAUCGGUGGCGUUAAGGUUGUCAGUGUUACUCGUAAUUGCAGCGGAGCGCAGAGUAUCUCUAAGCAGGCAAUGGAGAGUGGCCAAAGGUAUACGUACCACGCAAAGAGGUACAUUUGCACGCAAUAUUAUACCAGCAAGGCCAAACCUUCAUAACAUAAAAUCCGAAUAUUCACUUUCAGACCGUUGCGUACGGCUGGGUCCCGAUAUUCGGGGCUUCAUAACGCACCGCCCGUAGAGGCUUAUCAUACUGGAGCUGCACUCCCACACACAUUAACAUGGCUGACCCGAGCAUCUGGCGGAAAUCACUGUCUCAUCCAGCAGUCCUGCGAGUUAUGCGAGCUAUUGGUGGUUAUAACAUGUUAAUUGUAAGUGCAAGUUAGAAAACAUCUCGGAUAGAAAAUGGCAUGUGCUUUCAAUCGCAAUGAGCUAGAAAUCAGAAAAGAAUUCAGGAGGUAGAGAGAGCUAUUGAUUCCAAGAAGGCUGGGUGUGCUGUUCUGGAAAAGGCGAUGGUUUAGCAGAUUCUGCAUUGUCCGUGCAUCUAAUACACCAUACUAUCAAAA
This is a messenger RNA of Amphibalanus amphitrite, 3085 nucleotides long. RefSeq names its product excitatory amino acid transporter 2-like. The coding region runs from base 765 to 2291 and encodes 508 amino acids. Gene Ontology annotation, cellular component: plasma membrane. NCBI's taxonomy places the organism in Eukaryota, Metazoa, Arthropoda, Thecostraca, Balanomorpha, Balanidae. The transcript has 11 exons. Gene Ontology annotation, molecular function: glutamate:sodium symporter activity; L-glutamate transmembrane transporter activity; neutral L-amino acid transmembrane transporter activity. Gene Ontology annotation, biological process: L-glutamate transmembrane transport. The record is from RefSeq and is a predicted model, not a curated record.